Messenger RNA from Owenia fusiformis, 864 nucleotides. NCBI's taxonomy places the organism in Eukaryota, Metazoa, Annelida, Polychaeta, Sabellida, Oweniidae. The record is from the annotation of a GenBank genome assembly.
GGAUUCUGGUGGUCAUCAAAAUAUAACGCAGACCUAUGGAUUAGCUACCAUACAAGGUAAUGUCAGCGUCAUGCUUUCUUACCAUGGAGACUUAACGCUUAGCCGUUUGAUUCAAAAGUAUCGCAAUGCAUUACCAUUGCGUAUAGCAAAAUAUACAAUACCCCAAAUAUUUUCUGCUGUCGACUUUCUCCAUUCAAAGUUGGUUAUACACAAUAUGCUGACGACAGAAAAUAUUUGGAUGGAAUCGUCUGCGUCAGGUUUUAAACCCAUUUUAGGUGACUUUUCAAAAGCCUGUCGAGAAUGCACAGCAAAAAAACUUACUCAAUCACAACAGAAGAACAUGAUAUUCUCCCAUUUUCCCCCUGAAGUUCUUAAAGGUUAUUGCAAGCCAAGCAUCUUUUCAGAUGCCUAUGCUCUUGGCAAACUUUUGAGCGAGGUUUUUCCAAAGUUGGACAAAACUGAUGAAACAGAAAGGGCACUAUUAAAACUCCAGACCAUGCUUCUGUCAGAUAAUCCAGGUGAAAGACUCAUCAUGGAUUUUCAAUCACAUUUGGAAGUGUGUUUUGUAAAUGACUGCUAUUAAAUGUGACUUCGGUGUAACCUUUCUGAGCACCCAAUUGAACAAAAGAAAUCUUAUUUAUGAAGCAAUUAACCUAUCGUUUAUUUUGUACUGUAUCUAAUACGAAUUAUACUUGAAAUGUUACAGAAAAGCUGCAAGUGAGAUUAACAUACUGGCUACUUAGAUAUAAUGUGUAUACUUUGUAACAAAAUUGAUGUACACUCCCCUCCAUAAGUUUGGCAAACUUUGCCCCCCCCCCUAUUGAACUACGUGUUACCUUUGCAUUUCUGUUUACUUAACUUGCG